AUGGUAGACUGCAAAAGUUCAAGAAAAUAUGAAAAUAUUUGGGAUCAUUUUUCGACUAAAAACCUUUUACACGUAAUUGUAUUGGUACUUACCUUCACGACAUGCGCAAACGCAUUAAAAGCCGAAUCUGUGGUCAUGAAAAUCGAUUGCCCGGAAUCCAAUACAUGUACGACAUGCACAAAAAAACCUUUGUGCAGUUGGUCCGUCGAAUUACAGGCGUGCUUAAAGACCAAACUGCUGCAAGCACCACGGAGCAACCUGAUAAUCCACAACGAAACACACUGUCCGCGGUUCACGGUGGUCAACAAAUCUUCCGUAGCCGGCGCGUCUUUUAAAUACACCGUCAGGAUAUUAAACGACGCGGAGGGUGCGGUAGCGGCGUUCCUCAAUAGUAGUACAAUCACGUGUUGUAUCGAGUCCUGCGACUUCCGGGGAUCGGUGGUCGACGACUCCAUCGUGUGCGUGGCAAUCCGCACGCCGCGGUCGUAUUUCGCGGACGGCGCGACAGCCUUGAUUUCCUAUAUCUACGUCAUGUUUGGCAAUAAGACACUGCGGUACGACGACGACGCCGACCACUACUACACCAUCUAUGACCGCGACUGCGCGGUGUCUGUGGCCACUGCUGCAGCGGACGAUUGCGCGACGUGCCUGUGGAACGACGCGGGCUACAAACAUUAUUUGAAAUUGUGUCCGACCGGCCACCCGUGCACGGGAUCGUAUUGGGUGUACGACAAGCGGGACGAGGACGGCAACAUGAAGUUUCGGUUUGCCGCCGCCGACGACGAAGUGGUGCGCAUACGGUGCGCCGAGUUAAGCAUCCUGUCGGUGCGGCCGCUGUACGCGCCGCGAACAGGCAGCGGCACCACCACGAUGACGAUAACCGUCCGAAACCAUCGGAUGUUGGCCGAAAACCGAACGGUGACAGUGGCCGUGGCCGGACGCCACUGCGAAUACCCGGUGAUGUACGACGACCGGACGAUAACGUGCUCGGUGCCGCAGUCGUCUGCAUCAGUAGCCGCCGCCGGUCCGGUUGAAGUUGUGUACACGUCUUCGUCGUCGUCGCGGCGGCGGACUACGAGGUUCGCGCUCAGAUCAUCGGAAACGGUCGGUUUCGUCGAUCCCGAGACGACUAGCGUGCGUCCUACCUGCGGGCCCGCGUCCGGCGGUUCCACGUUGACGGUACGCGGCCGAUUCCUGGACACCGGCAACGCCGUUCGCGUAACCGUCGUCGCGGACGCCGGCGAGAAAGAGGCGGGCGAAACGGUCAUCAUGACGUGCGACACAGUGUCGCGUGACCGGCACACGAUCGUCUGCCGAACCGCCGCGGCCGUUCGCCAUAACGGCGAUUAUUCUUAUAACGCGUCCGCGGGCGUGUCGUCGGCCCGAGUGAAGGUCCAGUUCGACGGCGGUCCGAUCAAGUACGUGCAGAGUCCGGCUUCGUGGACGGUGUGCGCGGGCGGUGACGCGGCCUUCGACGCGGGACAGACGUUCGCUGGCACCGUUUCGGGCGGUACGGCGGUGCCCGUGCGCGGCGUCCGUUUUCAAUGCGUGGCGGACGCACAGUUUUACGUGCACGACAGGGACGGCGUCAUUUACCAGCACGCUGCCGGCUGCCGUGUGGUAAACGACACGUACAUGGAGUGCCGUUCGCCGGACAUGCGGCACGCGACGGCCGCCGUCGACGUACCCGCGGCGUUGCCGGAUUUUGGUGUUCGGGCGCGGUAUUGCGGCGAGGACCGUUCGUCCGACUUGCCGGCGCUGCAGCUACGGUCGUCCGCCACCGCAGUCCGCAGUCCGUUUUCGGUGUACGCCGAUCCCGUUUACGUAGGUUUCGAAAUCCGCGAUGGCGCCGUCGUGAUAACCGGCGGCCACUCGUCAACGUCGGGCUGGGGCUACGCGGCUGACGACGUAGCCGUCCGAUUUCGAAACUCGACGGGCGGUUGUCGCGUUAUGUCCGUGUCACGGCACGAGAUCGUGUGCACGCCUACCCCUUCGACUACGGCCACUGUGCUCGACCAGCUUCGACGCGUCGUGGUGACCGUGGGCGGUGACGGAGGGUACGCGUGUGACGUGCACAAAAAUGUUAUCGAUGUCCGAAAAGACGUCCGCGGCGGUCAGUUACUACUAUUCACCGGCGUCACCUUCUCUUGUUGCAGGGGUGUCGCUAUCGUUUUUGCUGCGAUGCUACUAAUAGCAUUCAUCGUAGGCGUCUUGUUGCUCCGUAUCGUUAUGAAAAAUCGGUACGUAAUAAGCGCAGACACCUGA
Rhopalosiphum maidis (corn leaf aphid) is the source of this 2265-nucleotide messenger RNA. Its product is annotated as plexin A3-like. Gene Ontology annotation, molecular function: semaphorin receptor activity. The transcript is spliced from 2 exons. Gene Ontology annotation, cellular component: semaphorin receptor complex. Gene Ontology annotation, biological process: regulation of cell shape; regulation of GTPase activity; negative regulation of cell adhesion. The record is from RefSeq and is a predicted model, not a curated record. The coding region runs from base 1 to 2265 and encodes 754 amino acids. NCBI's taxonomy places the organism in Eukaryota, Metazoa, Arthropoda, Insecta, Hemiptera, Aphididae.